UCAGCACCGCGGAGCCGCGGAGCCGCGGAGCGUCCCGUUCAGCCGCUGAGGGUUUGACUCCGCGGAGAUGGAGUAGCGGGGCCGGCGUGGCGGAGCUUCCUGACCAGGGAACCUUUUCUCGAGACCUGAGGAAGUCCUGAAGAGAAACCGCAGUGUGGGCCUUGACUUGAGUCGCGGAGCUGAACCUAAAAUAAGCUUGAAACCAUCGAGCAUGUGAACACUCCGGUCCAUGCAAAUAUCACAGCCUCUGAUCAGAGUCCUUCUUCAUGUCUGAGGAAGUCUCUGUCUGAUACAGUGGAAACGUAAACCCGUUUCCCCUGUCGUCUCUGCAGCGCCCCCCAGUGGCCCCGAGCCGUCAUGGCGUCUCGGCUGCUGGACCGCCUGAAGCGCUCGCUGUUCAAGGAGGGCCAGGGGGCGGGGCCUGAGCGGCCAGGGAGCGGGCAGCCGGCGGAGGAGUUUUUUGACGAGGAGCGAUGGGAGGCGGAGCUGGAGGAGGAGGAGGAGUGCGUGACGGACAGGCUGGGCGGGACGCUGUGUUUCGACGGAGGAGGAGCAGCGGAGGAGGGAGUGGAGGGCGAGGACGAGGGGAUGGACAGCGACUCUGACUUCCUGGGAGAGUCGAUGGAGGAGGGGCUCAGCAGCACAGACACCAGUCCGGUGGGUGUGUCUCCCAUCGGCCCCGCCUCCCUGCUGACCCGGCAGCUGCAGGAGAGCUGGAGGAGCCUGCGGGGCGGCGGAGGCCACGCCCCCUCCUGCAGAGCGCAGACGGACAGCUUGCUGUUUGAGGUGACGGACGCCAGCGUGGUGCAGGACGGCUCCUCCAAAUACGUUCUGUACACGAUCCACGUGAUCCAGUCCGGUGGGAGCGAUAAAACCCCGGCCGUCAUCACCCGCCGAUACUCCGACUUCCAGCGGCUCCACGCCACGCUGCGCCGUAACCACGGAGACCAGAUGGAGCGCGUCUGCUUCCCACGAAAGAAGCUGCGGAGGAACUUCACGGCGGAGACGAUCGCCAAGCGGAGCCGGGCGUUUGAGCAGUACCUGUCUCACCUGUGUGCCUUGCCCGGCCUGCGGGGGGCGCUGUGUGUCCGACACUUCUUCUACCUGCCUGACCUGCAGACAGGACAGCUGCUCAUCAGGGUUGCCAGGUACCAGGAGGCGUUGGGUCCACUGCUCAACGGCAAGAGGCUGCAGCACAAACUGGGCUGGACCAAUCAGCACAGCGACCAGCCCCAGGCCCCGCCUCCGGCCUCCUCCCAUUGGUUCUACACCCUGGUGGCGCUGUCGAGCUGUUUCCAGGAGGUGGAGCAGCUGGAGGAGGCUCAGGAACACUGUGAACACGCCCUCUGCGUUCUGACCCCGCCCACUUACUUAAACAUGACUGACAAUAAGACAGAGGACAAGCCCCUCCCACCCGGAGAUAACCAGGACAUACCGCGGAAGCGCCUCGAUAAGCCCCACCCACUCAUGGUGCCGUUGCUACGGGCGAUGGUCCGGCUGUCGUGGCAGACGGGACGAGACAAGCGUCAGUGGGAGGAGCUUCUGCAGCAGCUGGAGGAGCAGUGGGCGGGGCUAGACAAUCAGCCAACCAUCAGAGAGUAUCUGGUCAAACACAACCUGCAGGAGAGUGAGGGGGAGGGGUAGAACACACACACACACACACACACACACACACACUGCAGAGUACAAUCACAAUGCAUCAAAGCCUUCUGGGUAAUGUAGUCCACAAUCUAAAAGCCUUAUCCAGCACAGUGGUACACAAAUUUCAGAAAAUAUUAACCUAGAAUAAUUUUGCUUUAUUUCAUGAUCAUGAUUAGUUUGAUUUUAGGGAUAGGAAGAAAAAAAUCUGUUCCAAAUUCUAAUUAUUAUAAUUUUUUCCUGAAAGUAGUGAGACUCAAUGUUAUGCUUUGUGGUAAUUUUGGAUUAUUUUUUUUUAAAUACUUGGCUGAGUGGAGCCUCACUGAUCUGAUGGUCAAAUAUAUAAUUUAAAUAGUUAUAACUAUAAUUUUCUUGUAAUUUUUAAAUAUAAA
Molecule: messenger RNA, 2030 nt
Organism: Myripristis murdjan (pinecone soldierfish)
Lineage: Eukaryota; Metazoa; Chordata; Actinopteri; Holocentriformes; Holocentridae
Gene: snx21
Product: sorting nexin family member 21
Exons: 7
Coding region: 358-1644 (428 amino acids)
Biological process (GO): protein transport
Cellular component (GO): early endosome membrane
Molecular function (GO): phosphatidylinositol phosphate binding
Source: RefSeq, a predicted model, not a curated record